Molecule: messenger RNA, 1747 nt
Organism: Pyrus x bretschneideri (Chinese white pear)
Lineage: Eukaryota; Viridiplantae; Streptophyta; Magnoliopsida; Rosales; Rosaceae
Product: ras-related protein RABA5a
Exons: 6
Coding region: 790-1467 (225 amino acids)
Cellular component (GO): endosome
Molecular function (GO): GTPase activity; GTP binding
Source: RefSeq, a predicted model, not a curated record
UCGUCCUCCUGAUCCCCCUCUCAUUUGUCCGAUGUGUGCUUCUGACGCUCUCUCUGUGCCCUUUCAUCCUCACACCUCUCUCUCUGCUGGCCCUCCCCCCUCCUAUCACCGCCCUUCACCGCCGGUAUCCACGGCUGAUUGCCCUCCAUCUCAUCAUCCACGGUUUGGACACGUCCAAGCUAUUGAUCCGUUGUUGACCCCCCAAUCUGGAUUGUUUUGGAGCGAAUGGGGAUCAUUCGGUUUAGCUCUUGCUUGGGAAGUAGUUGAUCAAUGUGGUUCUUGGUUGGAGUCCCCCUUUUGUUUAAUUGACUUUGAAGAUUAACAUAAUGGUUUCAGAGGGAAAGCUGGAGUGAGAGGAGGCCAAAAUUAAGGCAAAGAAGGCUUUGAGGUCAUUGUUAGAAGUCUGUAACUCCUGAUGCUUUCUUGAUGCUGCAGGAUUUGGCACUUUUUUCUGUACGGCUAGAUUGUAAUUUGAAAAGGAGAAAGCUUCCCAGAUAGAUUUACAUAUGUAGAAAGCAUCUAAGAGAAGGCAUAGAGGCCACAAUCUGUAAUCCUACGUUAGCUUUGUAAGGAGGUCUCGGAUUCUGUAAUUGCUGAAAAGCCUUUUUCCCAUUAUAUACCUUUCCUGCCUUACACAGUUCAUCUGCCAACUGUUUUUUCUUUUUGUCCAGAGAAUCAUUUGAAGAGGGAAAAGUAGAUAUUUUGUAGGUUAUUAGUUUCUUUAAGAUCCACCCUGGCUACUCAUUAUUAAUAUGGUUCUUUAGCUUAAAAAUCUGUGGAGUUUGGGCAAUGGCUUUUUAUUCCGAAGAGGAAAAGACCGAGGAUUAUCUAUUCAAGAUUGUUUUAAUUGGUGAUUCAGCCGUUGGAAAAUCCAAUUUGCUUGCAAGAUUUGCUAGAGAUGAGUUCUACCCUAAUUCGAAGUCAACUAUAGGAGUAGAGUUCCAAACCCAAAAGGUGGAUAUCAAUGGUAAAGAAGUCAAAGCACAGAUCUGGGACACAGCCGGUCAAGAGCGGUUCAGGGCUGUCACCUCUGCAUAUUACAGAGGUGCCGUUGGUGCUCUUUUGGUAUAUGAUAUCAGUAGACACCAGACGUUUGAUAGCAUUGGCAGAUGGCUUAACGAACUCCACACUCAUUCUGACAUGAACGUAGUUACGAUACUUGUUGGCAACAAGUCCGAUCUCAAGGAUGCCAGGGAGGUACCCACUUCUGAGGGCAAAGCCUUGGCAGAAGCACAGGGUUUGUUUUUUAUGGAAACAUCUGCUCUUGAUUCGUCCAAUGUCUCUGCCGCUUUUCAGAUGGUUGUGAAAGAGAUCUAUAACAUACUAAGCCGCAAAGUUAUGAUAUCUCAGGAGCUCAAGAAACAGGACCCCAGUUGGGUAGGGAGUGGAAAGACGGUGGUUUUGCAAGACGGGAGCCAAGAAACAGCAGUUGCAGAGCCUAAAAAAGGUGGGUGCUGUUCAUCUUAGGGAUACACAACACAAGAGGUGUGGACGGAUCAUUUUGGCGGGUCCUGACAACCCUCUUCUUCUUUUUUUGUUUUGUUCCCACUAAUGUUCCUUGCAUUCCUUCUCCAUGUGAUCUAAUUUCUUGACUUUGUUUAAAUGUUCACUCAAGAAACAUGUUUUCACUCAAUCGGUUGAAGAUAAGAAGUUGAGGUAGAAGAUGUAAAUGGCCUGAAAGGUGGAUUAGAAAAGCUUAUACAAUGUUCAAAAUCCAGUUAUCAAAAUGCACUGUACUUCUUAGCCA